UUCCUCUCGAACAAGAGAAGAUCACCAUCCAACGCGGCGGAGACCUUGAAGCCGUCUGUAUCACUACCGAUGUUCCGUUAACUAGCUUGCUGAUGUCGCUCAUUGCCGUGUAUGCUAGCGACUUUGCCCCAUGGACCCGCUGUCAUUUACAGCAAGCCUCAUAGCACUGAUAGGUGCGGCCAAUGCCGCUUCCCAGGGUCUCCAAAAGUUAAUCAGGUUGAGAGGUGUGCCAGAUGUCAUCUUGGCAUUGAACAACGAAGUCUCUGACCUUCAAUUACUGUUACACGAGGUUAACUCUCUUUUUAGCGAAGCCAGAUCGGUUCACGCUGAAAAUCGUGGCUCGACCGCGCCCAAGAUAGCUGGCUUCCAGAGCCUCCCUCCCAUACUUGAGCACAUCCAAGCGAAAUUGAACGAUCUCGAUACCAUCCUCAAAAAACUCCCUGCCAAUGGCCUCAAAUUUACGAGUAAGGUGUUGUGGUUGAGGGUGGAGUCGAAUGUGUUUAAGAUACGCAAUGAGCUUGGAACCCUGAAACACAACCUGAACACUGCACUGGGCAUACUGACCUCGAGUAUCGCAUUGCGGGUUCAGGUUGAGCUUCGGGAUCUUCGCGUUACUACAAGUCAUGGGCAACUGGGCUUCUCUCAGGUCGUCGCUAAACAACAUUCGUCAUUGGAAAAAUCAUUAGCAACAAUCCUGAAAUAUCACGAUAACAAUGAGGGGCGCUUUGACAAGAUUGAGCAAGGGCUUCUGAGCCUUUCAGAGCAGGUCCAGCAGCAGCAGCCCCCGGUCAUACCUGUUGCGAGCCAUGCGCCUACCCCGUGGGCCAAUCAAGAGCAGAAGCCACCAAUUGCAACAUCGGGGUUUGGCGCACUUCAGAUGAGGUUCUCACAACGAACCAGAUGUGAGUCCUGGUGCAGAUGUGCCUGUCAUGUACAGGUGAGCAUGCAUACGCCAAAGCUUCUGAGGUCUGUCGUGGGCAUGCUGUUUAUUGGAUACACUGGAAUCCCAGCACUCAGUCCCGCAUGCGACAGCAACGUUUGUAAGGGCAAUUCCGAAGGGCUGCUACAUGUUCAUUAUUUCUUUCCACCUUGGUUCCUGGCAAAGGUCGCUUCAAUCGCAUUGAGCAUCAGUCGGGCCAAUGGUCCAGAGCUUUGCCUCCGCGUCGCAAACGUACGGCCUGAGUGGGAUCCAAUCUUCAAGGAUUGUUACUUCGGCGACGUUGAAGCCGUCAGGUCAAGCUUAGUUGCGGGCAAGGCUUCAGUCCUAGAUGUCAACGCUAGCAACGGAAACAGCCUCCUACAUCUUGCAAUGUACAAAAGCCAACUUGAGGUUGUGGAGCUGCUCAUCCAAUUUGGAGCCGAACCACACGCAGAAAACUAUACGAGGGAAUCACCAUAUGACAUGGCCUGGAAUUCGAUCUUGUGUUUCCAGGGUACCUCAAACUCAUCAAAAUGGAAGAUAGACCAGUUGUUGAAGAUCUAUCCCAAUGAGGACGCGUGUGUAGGCAGAAGGAAGCUCACUCAAUUGCACAAGGUCGUGAUGAACAUGCUACAUAUUGACCUGAAGCAAGAAGUCCUCCAGCAUCCAACGUUGAUCGAUCAGCCCGAUGCUGACGGGAGGACGCCACUGCACUGGGCAGCCGCUCGCGGCAACAGCGAAGCCGUUCGAACGCUGCUUGAGCACGGAGCCUCUCCAAACAAAACAGACUUUAUCAUGCAGGGCCCGCUGCGAUCUUCCCUCAAAGCCGACGGUCCAGAGUGUAUGGAGCUCCUCCUUCAGGCUGGAGCGAGAGUCGACCAACGCGAUACAUGGGGUCAAACCUGCCUCAUUGCCGCGAUGUACUAUUCUUACCCAGAGUUCUUCAUUCCAGCCCUCCUCUCAUGCGGCGCCAACGUCAAUGCGUCCGACUACUCCGGCCAGUCUCCAAUUUUCGAAGCCGUCCGCAAUAAUCAUACCUCGGCCGUCCGCAUCCUCAUACGACACGGCGCCCGCAUCAACAGCGCGGCUGACAACAACGGAACGACACCACUCCAGGGCGGUGUCACCAACAACUCCCAUGAUUCCGUCUCUGAGCUCCUGACCCACAAGUUCGACACAGGCGCGCUCGACAAGGCCGGCCGCUCGGUGCUGCACUACGCCGCGCUCUUCGCCGAUGUGCCCAUGCUACGCCUCCUGGCAUGCGCUCGCAUGUACGGCCUCGAUCCUACUGUAAGAGACAAGCAGGGCCACAUGGCCGCGGAGCUGGCUCACCAACGCAUCGAGGGACAAAGGGCGGAGAUGAACGAGGCUCGGAUGACACAGGAUGAGCUUGUGGAUUGGGAGAUUGCGUUUGCGGAGCUGCUGCUCAGUGUAACCGUGCCCUCGAGGGUCGACACGAGGUUGGCGAGGAUGGAGCAUGAGGCCGAGAAAUCAGACUCGGAGGAUACGACGUCGUUUCAUUCUACAAUUGACCAUUUUGCGGAGCUGGGAAUUGUUUAGAUAGUGAAGACAGGGGGAAAAGGGCCG
This is a messenger RNA of Cladophialophora immunda, 2506 nucleotides long. RefSeq lists its product as uncharacterized. NCBI's taxonomy places the organism in Eukaryota, Fungi, Ascomycota, Eurotiomycetes, Chaetothyriales, Herpotrichiellaceae. The coding region runs from base 131 to 2479 and encodes 782 amino acids. The record is from RefSeq and is a predicted model, not a curated record. The transcript has 2 exons. Gene Ontology annotation, molecular function: protein binding.